UCGGCCUUGAAUCAUUGCGAACAUGAGGUCAGUUACGGCAGGGGUUUCUGUAGGCUGUACUCUCCCUUCCUCCACCAUCUCAAUUGGACGCCAUGGACGACUUGCAUGAGGCUGAAUUUUCAUGCACUUGUGUUCACCGUUGUCUCGCAGGCCCUAUGGCUGAUGCUUCAGAUGUGAUUUUGACUGGCUCGUUUGACCACUGGUCCCGCUCGAUGCACCUGCCCAAGGGCGCAUCUGGCUUCGUGGGUAAUGUUAAGGUCCCCUGGAGUGAAAAGAUUCCCUACAAGUUCAUCGUGGACGGAAAAUGGAUCACCCGUGAUGACCGCCCAACAGAGUUAGAUAGCGCCGGGAACCUUAAUAACGUUCUUUUUACGCCUUCUAAACCCGUUCCUUUGAUAUUAGAACACCCAUCAACCUCUACCGCUCCCAAAAUCCCCAACUCCAUGACUUCAUCCACCAAAUCGCCUGAAGAGCCGGUGUUGUAUGGCAAGACCUCCCAGCAGGUGUUGGAAGCGGAUCAACGUGGUGAUUCCGACUUCACCAUCCAUGUCACAAGCGCCGUUGGAGACCUAGUCGUUUCUGAUAAGGAAGUUCUACCAGGGGCCUACGUUCCCGACGUUAUCGUCGAGGCAGUUAAAACUGCUGAGUUCGGCGGUGAUGCUGACGCACUCCAUGCAAUUGUGGACACUGCGUCGAGCGCGGUGUCCACCGUUGUCGAAGAAAUCACUACCGCACUAGAGUAUGUUUCCUUGGGCAUUGGCUCCAUAUUUCACAUGCACGGUCACGUUCCGGAUGCAACCGAACAACCAUCAACUACUUCGGUCAUUGGGCUCCCCGUAACCGAGACAUCAGCACCCGAGAGCACUCAGGGAGUUCCCUCCCCUGAAAUUGCCAAGACCGCGCCGCAAAUCGCGCCCGUCGUCCCUAUCCUUAUCUUGCCUGUCAACGACGACACGUUGAACGAAACUGCAUCAGCCUUACCAGAAGGUGAAAUUGAUGCAAGCGGUUCUUCGGCCCCCCAUCCAUCAGAUGCCACAAGUUCUGUUCCCGAACCUUCAACGCACUCUCCUAUACUUCUGUCGAAACAAGCACCUCCUGUCAUACAGGAAACCCAAGCUGGAGAGAACGACGAACCUGUUAAGGAGGAGAAUUCAGAAGCACAGGCAGCCGAGAAGGAGAAUGGAGAAUUGCUUGCGGAUGCAAUUGCACGUCCUUCAGACGCGGUUGUGAAUCCCACAACGCCUGAGAUUGACGUCAAUCCAGACCUCUUGGAGACAGCCGAGACACCCGCUGCCGGCGCCGAGACACCCGCUGCCGGCGCUGAGACCUCCACACCCGACAAUGAGUCGUCCUUGCCGACGCCCAAGCCUCAAGACACCCCCGCAGCUGAUCCUUCGUCAAUGCCCUCUACUCCAGGGCUAAACAGUGAUACCAAAGAUUUAAAGGAUGUCCCACCCCCUUCUUCCACUUCCACCGACACACCCGUGAAAUCGUCAUCCAAGUUCAGCACUGCAAGCAAGAAAAAGAAGCGACGGUCACUCUUUGCCAGAUUGAAGGAAUUUUUCUUUCACAGGGAGAAAAAGAAGUAGAUGCUCUUACUGUGUCUUCAUCAUUCGUCACACCUUCACACUUUCACGGCCUUCUACGAUGUAGACAAUUUCUCGUAUCUUUCAACAUCACGCGAUCUUAUUGCGAUACCUCUUAGUUGGAUUCUUUUACUCUAAUUGUGGAUUCAUUUGACUGUUGUACAUAAGUGUUGGCACUAUAUAUGCGUUUCUAUUGCGAU
This is a messenger RNA of Suillus paluster, 1786 nucleotides long. RefSeq lists its product as uncharacterized. The transcript has 4 exons. Gene Ontology annotation, biological process: signal transduction. Gene Ontology annotation, cellular component: nucleus; cytoplasm; nucleotide-activated protein kinase complex. Bases 93 to 1589 code for a protein of 498 amino acids. Gene Ontology annotation, molecular function: protein kinase binding. The record is from RefSeq and is a predicted model, not a curated record. Lineage: Eukaryota; Fungi; Basidiomycota; Agaricomycetes; Boletales; Suillaceae.